Messenger RNA from Lolium rigidum, 1469 nucleotides. Its product is annotated as protein SCAF11. The record is from RefSeq and is a predicted model, not a curated record. The coding region runs from base 144 to 1244 and encodes 366 amino acids. NCBI's taxonomy places the organism in Eukaryota, Viridiplantae, Streptophyta, Magnoliopsida, Poales, Poaceae. The transcript is spliced from 6 exons.
CCGGCCUCCCGCUACCCCCGCGGACUGCGGCGAGUUGGCCCCGACCAGAGACUGUCGCCGCCGAAUCAACCCCCCAAGGAUCGAAGCACGCUGCGGCAACCGCGAGCUAGCGAGGGUUGUGUUCGGCUGCUGCUGAGUGCAAGAUGGACUCUAAACGUGGGAGAAGUCAUAGUCCAGUUGAACUCAAGGAUGACCGCACUAAGGAGAGUGGGAGUUAUGGAAGGAAGGACAAUUCAAGGGAGCUACAGAAUGAUUCAAGUCACGCCAGGCCAGGCAGAGGUCAUGAUUUUGUUAGGCAUUCUGAUAGGCACUCCUACGGAGCUUCACGCGAAUCCAGGAGGCAUGAUGAUUAUAGGAGGUAUCAUGAUAAGCGCGCUGAAGAUAAUGACAGAAGCUAUUCUAGAACUUCUAGGUCAGAUCGGGAAUCAAGGGCUGACACUUACUAUAAUCCUUCAAAGCGUGAUAGCACAUCUGAUAGAUCGCAUGGUGAUUGGAAAAAUGAUGAUGGCAGGUAUGGAGGCAAAUCUGUUAAGCGGGAGCAGAGGAGUAAGAAUCAGGAAAAACAGGAGUCUCCAUGUGAUGGAGCAGAGUAUGACAGAGAUGCUGAUUUUAAGAGGGAAACAUACUCUGCCAGAAGGUAUCCAGAAGAGAAAAACAAGGAAAAGUUCAAGCAGGAGGAUGGCCUAAAGAAGAGAAGUGGCAAGGAAAUUGAGAAAAGCAGCAACCCAACAGAACCUGAGCUAGAAACAAGGGAGAAGAGGAGAAGCUUAUUCAGUUCUGUUGGUCCAGAUGUUGAAAAUGCACAACACAUGGAAAUGGAUACAUCAGGAGGAAUUAGAGAUGGAGCCUUAGGUGAUCUGGAUGCAGCAAAAAUUGCAGCAAGGAAAGCUGCUGAAUUAGUUAAUAAGAACAUUGUGGGAUUGGGAUUUGGAGUUGGAACCGGGCGGUUAUCCACUGACCAGAAGAAGAAGCUGCUCUGGGGCAACAAAAAGAGCAACCCUCCAGAGACAAGUACUCACUGGGACUCGAAUCUGUUUUCUGAUCGGGAGCGCCAAGAGAAAUUCAACAAACUCAUGGGUGUGAAGAGCAGCACCUCCGCCUCGGUUCAAGAAAGCAAGGCUGGCAACAAGGAGGAGGGUCCAGUGGAAGGCAAGAAGCAGGAGGAGCUCGACACCGACCUGGAGAAGCUCUACGUAGCAGGCCUGCGCCGGAGAGAUGGCCGAACUGUUGGUCUCGGACUGUAGGGAACUAUCCUUGGAAGCGUCGCAUCGCUGAAGAUCUCAAGUGCCUAGGAUGUACACUCUUCAUAGGCUCGUUUAUCUCCGGCUGUGAAAUUUUAACUUUCAGUUUUGCAUCAACAGUAGAAGUGGGUUAUUAUCAUCUUGUAGCGCAUAAACAGCUAUUAUGUCUGCUUGGCACUUGUAUAGUGUAUUGUUUUAACUUAUCACCCUGGAGGACCUCUGCACUGA